AUGACUAAUAAAAUACAUAUUACAGGUAUACACAACACCAACAUGGUGAAAGCACGAAAAUACAUCGUCAAGAAAUAUUUUCAAGGUCUUCCGAAGAAAACUGACUACGAAUUUGUAGAACAGGAGCUUCCACCUCUAAAAGAUGGAGAGAUUCUGGCCAAAGCUGAAUGGAUCAGCGUAGACCCAUACAUGCGCGCUUAUAAUCCACAACAAAAACUACCCUAUGAUCAAAUUAGCUUCCAAGUGGCUUCUGUUGUUGAAAGUAAGAAUGCCGAUUAUCCGGUAGGAUCAAGAAUCGUUUCAAUCAGAGGUUGGGUCGAUUACACUGUCAUAGAUCCCAAAACUGAACAGAGAUUCUAUAAGCUACCGAACCUAGAUGGUCUGUCACCUUCUUUGGGAAUAGGUGCUGUCGGUAUGCCUGGUGUAACUGCCUACUAUGGUUUCUUAGACCUCUGUAAGCCCAAAGCAGGAGAAACUGUGGUCGUGACAGGUGCUGCUGGGGCUGUAGGCUCCCUUGUUGGCCAAAUAGCCAAAAUCAAAGGAUGCCGUGUCAUAGGCUUCGCAGGCUCCGAUGACAAAGUCAAAUGGCUAGAGCAGGAAUUGGGAUUCGACAAAGCCUUUAACUACAAGACAGUUGACGCCGCAAAAGCUCUAAAAGAAGCAGCUCCUAAGGGAGUUGAUUGCUACUUCGACAAUGUCGGUGGAGAACUUAGCAGUAUUAUCAUUAACCAGAUGAAUUUGCUCGGCAGAGUAUCUGUAUGUGGAAGUAUCAGUGCAUAUAAUGAAGAUCCUAGACAGCUGCCUAAAGCGACUAUUAUACAGCCAGCUAUAGUAUCGAAGCAAUUGAAGGUUGAAGGUUUCUUAGUAUGGCGUUGGGAGGAUUGGAAUGCGGCAUUCGUGGAUUUAGUGAAGUGGAUCAAGAGUGGCCAGUUAAAAACUCAAGAACAUGUAACCGAAGGUUUUGAUAAACUUUAUGAUGCUUUCAUUGGUAUGCUCGCUGGUGAGAACAAAGGAAAAGCUGUGGUGAAAGUUUAA
Diatraea saccharalis (sugarcane borer) is the source of this 1035-nucleotide messenger RNA. Lineage: Eukaryota; Metazoa; Arthropoda; Insecta; Lepidoptera; Crambidae. The record is from the annotation of a GenBank genome assembly.